CACAUUCACUACACCCAAAACUUUCUCACGAACCUUCAAUUUUCUCGCUCUUUCUCGCCUUUUCUAGUCGGUUUCUAUACAGAAUCUUACAUAAACAAAACAACGAUCUUACUUUGAUCGAUCCAUUCGCUCUGCGCGCGGCAAUUAUACCGCAAUUGGCCUUCAGUUCUUUACAUGAAUAUGAAGAGAAAGUGAGCUGAAUCUCGAGCGAUAUGGAGAUGAAAGACGGUCCAGUGGAGAACGGCAUAUGCUCGUCGGAGUCUAUUCAUGGAGGCACCGAUGUUUGGAGCAGUAAAGAAUCUGCUACUGCUUCAGCGGAUCAUCUUGUUGUCAUGGUUCAUGGAAUCCUCGGAAGUGUCACGGAUUGGAGGUUUGCUGCUGAGCAGUUUGUUAGAAUACUUCCUGAUAAAGUAAUUGUUCAUCGUAGUGAGCGAAAUGCUUCUAUGCUGACUCUAGAUGGGGUGGAUGUUAUGGGUGAGCGGUUGGCAGAGGAGGUCAUUGAAGUGAUUAAGCAGAAGCCAGAAGUACGUAAGAUAUCUUUUGUUUCACAUUCUGUGGGAGGACUAGUAGCAAGGUAUGCUAUUGGAAGACUUUAUAGACCUCCUAGAAGAGAAAAUGAAGAUGAUCCAUCAGCUAAUACCUGUGAGGAGAAUUCAAGGGGUACAAUAUAUGGAUUGGAGGCUAUGAACUUUAUUACUGUUGCUACACCUCAUCUUGGCUCAAGGGGUAAUAAGCAGGUACCAUUUCUUUUUGGUGUUCCUGUCUUUGAGAAAGCUGCAACUUCUGUUAUUCAUUUGAUAUUCAGAAGAACAGGCCGUCAUCUUUUUCUUACUGAUGACGAUGAAGGCAAUCCUCCAUUGCUUAGACGUAUGAUAGAAGAUUGUGGUGAACUUCAUUUCAUGUCUGCAUUAUGUACAUUCACGCGACGUGUGAUAUAUUCCAAUGUUGGAUAUGAUCAUAUUGUGGGAUGGAGAACAUCAUCUAUUAGGCGUAAUAGUGAACUGCCAAAGUGGGAGGAUAUGGUUAACGAGAAAUAUCCACAUAUUGUAUUUGAAGAACACUGCAAGGCUUGUGAUGCUGAACAGUGUGAGCCCAGUUCAAUGGAAGAUGAUGGCCUUGACAAGCUAGAAGAGGAAUUGUUGAUGGGCCUAUCUCGUGUUUCAUGGGAAAAAGUAGAUGUUAGCUUCCAUGCCUGCAGACAGAGGUUUGCAGCUCAUAGUGUCAUUCAGGUAAAAGAUUAUGUCGCUCAUCGGGAAGGUGCAGAUGUCAUACAGCAUAUGAUCGAUCAUUUUCUUACCUAGAAGGCUGCCAACUGCCUGAAAUAUCACACCAAAAUGGAGACUCAGGUGCGUUACAGUGACUCUGGGAUGAAAACCCAUUUUCUGACCAUAGAGUUGUAUUAGCAGCUCCUUUUGUUGUACCUUGAAGGCAAUCGACACUCUCACUGGUAACCAAUUCUACAGAAGAAUUGUGAUUAACCAAGCAAUUAAAAGAAAAUUUUAUUCGUUCAUUAUUGGUUCUAAUGUAUUUGAAGAACACUCCAUUUAUCAAUAAAUGCAAACAAUUAAUCUCA
Messenger RNA from Vitis riparia (riverbank grape), 1573 nucleotides. RefSeq names its product lipid droplet phospholipase 1. The record is from RefSeq and is a predicted model, not a curated record. The transcript has 10 exons. Lineage: Eukaryota; Viridiplantae; Streptophyta; Magnoliopsida; Vitales; Vitaceae. The coding region runs from base 213 to 1301 and encodes 362 amino acids.